CCAGGAAAAAGAAGAAGAAGAAGUCCGGAGGCUCUAAUGGCAUCACAGAGGGAAGAGAACAGCACACAAAUGCAAAAUGAGGUGGUGGAGCUUGCUUAUUCGCUGGCUCGAUGUAAACUGGAGAACCUUCUUAAUAAGAGCAUGAGAAUCCGGAUGACAGAUGGUCGCACACUGGUGGGGCUCUUUCUGUGCACAGACAGAGACUGCAACGUCAUCCUGGGAUCUGCACAAGAAUUCCUCAAAUCCACAGAUUCUCUUUCACAAGGUGAGCCCAGAGUCUUGGGACUGGCUAUGAUCCCUGGCCAUCAUGUGGUGUCUAUAGAAGUGGAAACCGAAAGCCUUCAGACUACCACCCAUGGACUCUGACAACUUCAGAGACAUUCGGGGUCACCGUGUGAACAACAGAGAAUGCCACAAACAUUUGUGUCUGCAACAACAGAGAUGGCAGGGAAGAUUUGCUAUUGUUGAGGUCGGGUUGGUCCUCUAUUAAAGCUAAAGUAUUGAUAUGACUGUACCAUUUUGCUUUUGAAUUUGCUUGUUUGAAUCAAAAGUAUGGAUAUGACUGUGUCAUUUUGCUUUUGAAUUUGUUUGUCUGUGACCAGUUCACAAUGUGUGUAGAAUUAAUGACACUUAUGAUUCAAUAAGAGACAGAUGAAGUACAAUUCUGGAUUGUCUUUAUUAUUAGCUUUAAUAAUAUAUUUACAUGGUCCCAUCAGAAGCAGUGGUUAUUCACUGAACUUUACUUUGAUAACAUUUGUAUUUAUUGCUG
Molecule: messenger RNA, 769 nt
Organism: Danio rerio (zebrafish)
Lineage: Eukaryota; Metazoa; Chordata; Actinopteri; Cypriniformes; Danionidae
Gene: naa38
Product: N-alpha-acetyltransferase 38, NatC auxiliary subunit
Cellular component (GO): cytoplasm; NatC complex; nucleus
Molecular function (GO): RNA binding
Source: RefSeq, marked validated